This is a messenger RNA of Medioppia subpectinata, 1311 nucleotides long. Lineage: Eukaryota; Metazoa; Arthropoda; Arachnida; Sarcoptiformes; Oppiidae. The record is from the annotation of a GenBank genome assembly.
AUGUCCAAAACUUAUAGCAAAGACUGUUUCGAUAGGUUUGGCGACGACUUAUACGAAGAGUUGUUGCCAUUCAUAUCACUGGAGAACCGAUUACUUCGACAGCGAGUGUCCAAACGGUUCCGAAGGCUUUCAAACUACGCUCAGAAAGUCUUAAACAUUGAUCGGGAGUUACAACAGAAGUGCCGCAAGAAUUCAGAUGUACUCAAGACAAUUGUCAACAGCUGUUCCCAAAUAUCUCAUAUUUACAGCGAUUGGAUAAAAUUCGUGGCGUUGACCGACGCGGCCAUAGAUCUGGUCAUUGAUUACUGCCCGCACUUGAUAUACAUUACUAUCGACUUUAAAGACAACACCGACGACGCCAUCCAUAGAUUCUUCAGCCGAUUUGGUCCGCAAUUGAAGACAAUUAGGUUUGAUUGCAAUGACAGGCAAAUGGAUGUGAUUAUGCCGUGGGUUAGGACUUGUGGCCAAUUGACUCAAUACAGGGCUGAGAACGACGAGUUGUCCCAACACUCGCUAUCAAUGCUAACCGAAAGCCCGAUUGCCUUCAAACGUCUCAAAUCACUUCAUUUGGUAAUUCGUUGUGACGACAGGUUUGGCAGAAGUGUCACCGAUUUGGACGCGUUUAAUAUGUUUUGCCGAUAUUAUGGCCAAACAGUGACCGCAAUUGAGCUCAGAAUCGAUGGCCCGAAACCAAUAUCCAUUCAACGACUGGCCAAUGGAUUGUCACGUUUGCGGACAUUGACAGCUCUUCGGCUCAGAUAUUGUCACAAUUGUGGGGAAGAAUUGUUGUCUCUAUUGACACAAAUUGGUGGCAAAUGUCAUGGAGUGAAGUAUUUACGGAUCCAUUUGCCAUACUUUUCGAUUGAAUUGGAUGUGAUUCACGCGAUUAACACAUCGUUUCCACAAUUAAAUCGAUUGAAAUUUGAAUCAAAUGGCGAUCAAUACGUGAAGAUAACCUCCGAGUGGUUGUCGGCGUUGAAACGAUUGACUCGUUUAGAGUUUUAUGGGUUUCGAUUCGGCGACGACUUCUUCGCCGACAUAUCGCAACACAUCCCACGUCUGCAUCAUUUGGACCUCCAUUUAGCGGCGAUAACCGAUCAGGCGUUGGACUCAUUGUCGCGAUUACGGCGUUUGCGAUACUUUGACUCCGCGGGCAGAUUCGAGGGCACCGACGAGGGUAUCGCUCCCUUAUUACAGAUGCCCGACAUCUAUCACUUGCAUAUACAGGGAUCGACUCAAACAACACGUGAUUCAGCUCCCGUUCAAUUUACUCUUACUCAUGGGUGGGGAGAAUCGGUGGAGGGAUGGUAA